Molecule: messenger RNA, 450 nt
Organism: Desarmillaria tabescens
Lineage: Eukaryota; Fungi; Basidiomycota; Agaricomycetes; Agaricales; Physalacriaceae
Exons: 2
Source: RefSeq, a predicted model, not a curated record
UCCAGAACACCAGGAACACCUCGACGACUUUCCCAUGCUGCUGCUGGUCAUACUGUCAAAAAAGGCCGUAAUACUGCCUGUGAUGUCUGGUCAUUCUUUAUAAAGUCCGAGAACUGCCAUCAUUGCGCUUUCUGCACGUGCGUCUUCAAAGAUAAUGAGCUUCCUGGAGCAUCAGACUUUGGCUCAAAAACAAGUACCGAUAUCUUACAGCACCACUUGCUUGAUUACCACACCACUUCAUGGCUGACGAAGUGUGACAAUCAGGGUAUACAGGUGCGCUCUACUCAAAAGCGAUAUCAAGAUGCGAUCCACAAAUUUCACCUUGACCAAGGGAAGCAAUCUUCCAUAUUUAACAGUACUGGACAUCGUGCAUUCUCGCAUGAAGCGUUCAUUGAUUCGCUAGUUGCAUGGGUUGUUGCUGAUGACCAGGCUUGUACUAUUCAUAUUUGA